Molecule: messenger RNA, 534 nt
Organism: Cooperia oncophora
Lineage: Eukaryota; Metazoa; Nematoda; Chromadorea; Rhabditida; Trichostrongylidae
Source: the annotation of a GenBank genome assembly
AUGCGGUCAAGGAUCGCACGUGGUCAGUAUUUCGUCCGAGGGGUAGCGAAGCCCCCAGCUGUCAACAUGAGAAAACUGUUCUACUCCUGCUCGUUGGAGAAUAGUGCCCAGGAAGUUGCUAACAGGUGCGUAUUUGCGCAUUCUAAUCGUGAUGGAAGGAAUAUUGGAGAGAACAUCUACCGAUUCAGGAGACAACAGUCAACCCCCCUUCCAAUCGAAGGGACCGGUUACGAUGCUUGUAAAGCUUGGGAAGUUGAAUUUGAGAGCUUUGGUUGGCCAGGUCUUCAAUUCACGCACUACAGUUUGACAAUAGGUAUCGGCCACGCUACCCAGAUGGCCUGGUGGAAGACUUCGAUGAUCGGCUGCGGUGUGCAGCAGUGCUUUGACGGAACUCGGCAAAUCAUCCUUGUGGUGUGCCACUAUCAAGAUACCGGAAACUGGUUUGAUGAGGACAUCUACAAGUCUGGUCCUACCUGCUCCGAAUGUGGCGAUGGCUACAGAUGUGAAUCGUCAACCGGGCUUUGUAUUCUUUGA